Coccinella septempunctata (seven-spotted ladybird) is the source of this 3977-nucleotide messenger RNA. Its product is annotated as G1/S-specific cyclin-D2-like. Gene Ontology annotation, cellular component: cyclin-dependent protein kinase holoenzyme complex; nucleus; cytoplasm. The coding region runs from base 284 to 1213 and encodes 309 amino acids. The record is from RefSeq and is a predicted model, not a curated record. Gene Ontology annotation, biological process: mitotic cell cycle phase transition; regulation of cyclin-dependent protein serine/threonine kinase activity; positive regulation of G1/S transition of mitotic cell cycle. Lineage: Eukaryota; Metazoa; Arthropoda; Insecta; Coleoptera; Coccinellidae. The transcript is spliced from 5 exons. Gene Ontology annotation, molecular function: cyclin-dependent protein serine/threonine kinase regulator activity.
GUGCGUGGUGGGGCAGUCGAGCUGAGCCCUUAGGAGAGUUGCGCACAAUUAAAACGAACGAGUAGAGGGGACCUCUCAGGAUAAUUCAGUUAAAAAUCUAAAUGUGAAUGAUCAAUGAAUUUCCAGCAUCAACUGGAUGAGCAACUACACACCGACAAGUCUUCCGACGACUACCCGAAAACAAACCUAAACGUACUUGACUGUGAUGACUCAACUUUAAACUAGUGAUUAGUGUAUGUGAUAACCUGUUGAAAUCUCGACAAUAUUUCUUGGUCGGAACUUUAUGGCAGGAAUUAUGGACCUUGUCUGUUGCGAAAUUGCCGAGAAUAAUGAAAACAAAGCUUACGACGACCCCACAUUGCUCGAAGACAGGGUGCUCCUCAACCUCCUCAAAACGGAGGACAGAUAUGCGCUGGUCUGCACAGCUUCUUUCGUUACUAUUCAAUCUGAAGUCACACAGCAGAUGAGGAAAGUUGUCUCAGAGUGGAUGAUGGAGGUGUGUGAAGAACAAAAGUGUCAAGAGGAAGUUUACUUGUUAGCUAUGAACUAUAUGAACAGAUUUUUAAAUUUAUGUAAUAUAAGAAAAAACCAGUUACAGUUAUUAGGUACGACGUGUAUGAUGUUGGCGUCAAAAUUACGUGAACCUUCUCCUAUAGCCGCAGAGACAUUAGUGUAUUACACGGAUAACAGUAUCACAAAACAUGACCUCAUGCGGUGGGAACUUUUAGUUUUAAGUAAGUUAAAGUGGAAUCUUUCGGCAGUUACACCGCUGGAUUUCGUGAAACAUUUGUUGAAGAGGUUGCCGGUUCAAAGGAUAGGAAUUAACCUGGACAUGGUGACAAACCACGCAAAGACUCUUAUGGCACUGUGUGCCAGUGAACAUAGGUUUAUUUCCUACCAUCCCAGCAUGAUAGCUUCUGCAUGCGUUGCUUCAGCACUUUCUGGUAUUGGAUGGGAAAGCAAAAGUGGAAAGAACUUGGAUCAUCUUCUCCAUUUGCUCCAUAAGAUCACCAAAACAGAGGUGGAUUACCUUGAGCAGUGCCUCCAUCAAGUGGAAGACAUGUUAAGAAUGUCUUCUAUUUCAGUCGACGUAUCAGAAGAUUCAUCAUACUGCGAACCUAAAAGGCCAAGUGAGUUCACCCCUCCCCUAGAAAAGAUUCCAGAACACAAGACUGCACUUACGCCCACUGAUGUUUAUGAUGUGCGUUUCUAAACUACCGGCUAGUGAUAACCAAAAAAAAACACUUCGAAAUUGGUAAACCGGGCUGAAAUGCUUCAAAGAACGUCGCAAAACGAAAAGUUCGAUAAGCUUCAGCGGUUUCAAGACUACGAACGUAUCGUUUUUAAUAUAGUUAGUACUUCGUGAUUUUAUAAAUGGAAAAAUUGAAAAAAAUUGUGCUUUGGGGAAGGCUAUAAUAUACGCUUUAAAAUUUUAUUGUGUACAUACCUACGACAAAAAAAAUUUCGAGGAAUUUGUUCAAAUUGAGGCCGGUGUUGCUCUGGAUGAGCUUAGUGCAAACUAAAUAUUGUUUAAGUUAUUAAAAACUGUAAUUAUGUAACUAUAUUUGUGGAAUUUUCGGAAUCCAUUUUUAAAUCAUUUCGAAAACAAUGAUUGGAACUUCUAAGUCGUUUAAACCUAAGAAAUGCUAGAAUAUGGAACUGAUUGAGUUUAUCUCUUGUUGAAAAGGAAAAAUGGGCUAAAUGUACUGGACCACGUGUGGUCAACAACCAUUGUAGAUAAAAAACUAUUAGCGAUUAUGUAGUAUUAGUGUCUCUAGUCCGGCAAAAAAUUAUGAUGAUAAAAACUUAAUAGUAUUUGUAAAUAUUAUCGAUCACAAACUCCAGUGGAUUUGCCAAAUCGCUUUUCUAGUCCAGAUGGAAAAUUGAAUUGUUUCUUAACAAAUUUCAACAAAAAUAUACCUACUUCCUUAUAUCAUUCCAGGAGGAUUUCAAUUUUUUUCAACUUUCAACUCUGUUAGUAUCUCCAUUUAUGAUAUGAUGUAUGAUGUUAUAUCUUCCUUGAUGGAUGAAAUGAGUUUUAGUUACAUAUUCUAGUUUGACAUAAUAAUAAUAGUAAGCUGCAAUAGUCAUAAUUCUUGUUCCUAUUAGGAAAUCAUAGAUAUGUUUUCAAAUAAGGAAUUGUAUGAAUCUGAAAUUACUUCCUGCUGAAUAUGUCCACUAACAUUUUUUCGUUAUCGAUGAUCAAAAAUUUUUAUCUCUCAGUAUUUUACGAUAUUGUUGAAUCACUAAACUUUAUGAAAAGUACUAUUGGUUCGAAAUAAUUUCCCAAGUAGUAACUAGUUAGUGGUAUCGAAAUGAUUGGCCCUGUGGCUUCCUUAAGAAACUUUUAAUUAAUAAAAGUCUUCAUUGGCUGUGUGUUGAAUAUUCUAAUGGUAUAUUCAGUAGUAUUUGGACAAUGCCGUAUUAUACUGAUACUUUGACGAAAAGUAGAAUUAUAUUUCCAAUACACCAAUAAAAAAAAUUCUAAAGUUAAUAUUUGUCGGCACAAUACAUUUCAUCAGUUGCGUUGUUUUGUUCCGACAAAGUAAAUUUGUGAUGUUUCAUUUUCUUGCUUCUAAGGAAAUGUGUGAUUUAGAUAUGCUUUUAUCGAAUAUUUUAUUUAAGAAUUAUCCAAAAUUGAGUGUGAAUACUUGUAACAUAUGUAUAUUUGAAAGAGCCAUGUAUGUACCUUAUAUUUGUUGAUAGAUCCUUACUUCCAUAAGACAAUAAAUAUUAGUCUUUCUGUAAAAUAAUCCGAAUAUAUACAGGGUGUUUCAAAAAGGGGCGCUUUAUUGCUAUAAGAUUGCAAAAUUAGUUAUAUUUUUUUCACUAAAAAAUUUUCGUAACGCCAUAGAUAUUCACUGGUUUUUGAAUAUUUCAUCAGAUAUCUAUCUGUUUAUUCAAAUUUUAUUUAUUAAUUUUAUUUAUUUUUUGUUCUAUUGAUAACCUUUGCAUUUGGUUAAUGUUAUUGUUUUUAGUUCUCAAUAAUUAGGUAAUUGAUUUUUAUUAAUAGUUAAUUUGAAUCAGUUCUUUCUCCAUCAUUUUCUAAUCAGUAUAUUCGGAAAACCGAACAUGGUAUCGAGUUUUACCUAUUAUAUCUUUAUAAUUGAAUAUGUUCGAGUUAACAUAAAAUUCUGACCAGAAAAUUCAACUUCAUAGAAAAUAUGUUGAAAAUUCAGUACGAACCCUGUUACCAUCGCCGUUCACCAAUGUCAGAUAUAAAAACAAACUCAUGCGGUUUAACAGCUUCCAAAAAAUAUUCAUACAAAAUUUUAAAUCAAGGUGGCCAGUUCCUCGAAUACGGAUAAGGUUACGGACAUUUUUUAUUUAACAAAGCCAACUUAUUUUGCAGGGGUCUAUAUAUCCUAGCAAGGGACCACCUUAUUUUGAAACUCCUUGUGUAUAUAUAUUGGUAGGUCUAUGCGAUACGUUGGGUGGUGUUCUACGAUUCGCAGUGUAAACCGUGAGCUCCAAUUUUUUUAUGCUCACAAACACGCGUUUAAACGAACAGAUCGCUCGACGUUGAUGGCGUAAUGUAUAUUAUAUAUCAUAUACAGGGUAUCGGAAUAAGGUGCAUAUAGUUAAGGGACCAAAAGAUUCCAAGAAGAAUAGAGACCUAAAUCCUAUCAACUUUUGAGCAACAAAGUGUUAAAGUUUCGAGGAGAAAGGAACCCUUAAGGGGUUACACCCUGAAGGAUGUGCAUCUUGAAACAACCUGUAUAUAUAGAUAUAUGUAUAUCAAUAGACUUGCUACCACCAUUUACACCCCUAUUCACUGCCAUAUCUCAAAAUGAAGUGAUCUUCACAAAACAAAAGCAAUCAUUCACUACGCAGCAAUGCAUCUUAAAAUACCUCAAAAACAAAAGCAAUGAACACUUUGUAAAUAUGUAAUUAGAUAUUUUAUAUUUGUACAGUCAUAUAUGAUUAAUUUUUAUAGAAUCAUAGAUUUAAAAAUAUAUAGGAAAAACCAUUAAAAA